AUGGCGCUGUUUCCAAACACCCUACGAUUUCCGGAGCAUUCCCAAUCGCAAGAUGUAACCUCUGGUCAAUCUGCUACAGGUACAGAGGCAGCUCCAGUCGUACCAGCAUCUUCUGAAAGUGAUACCACCUCGUCUCAAUCUAAGCUCCAAAAGGAGAGUUUCCUGCAACUCAUACAUGACCAGCUGCAAUUUUUGGUCACAGAAUCCCAAGACUCAUUUUCAGAUUCCAGUUCGAAAUUGGAAAUUGCUCAAAUCCCCGCUCAUCUGUACGAUUUGACGAAACCACUGGACCCAAUCUGCUUCGUAGAGGAAAAAGCAGACGAAGGUAAACAAUAUGGUGCAGUCAAGCUCUCACUAGAUAGUCUCCAUGAGGUUUUGUCUCAAGGUUAUCUGCAUUUGGAUAUCGAUGAGUUUUCCUUCAAACCUACAACGCUGCGUAAAUGCACUGACGACGAACUCCAAGAACGGCUCGCAUUCUGUCGCGAUCUUUCAAUGCUACAGAGAAAGCUACAUACAAUCUCUAAAGGUGAGGCUGAGUCUCUGCAGCUCGGCACCGUGCCAGUAGUACCCACUGAAUCUAGUGAGCUCCCUCUAGAUACUAUGCCCACAGAACUGGGUAUAGUUCCCAAAGCAGAGCUGGAGAAUAUUUCCUUCGAGCCAGUGGAACCAGGAGUGAAGCAGGAAAGCUUGUCUGUACUCGCGGCUUCAAAUGAUCUGGAUGUGGCCGCUCAUGAUGACCAUCUGAACGAUACCCACACAGCGGCUAAUAAUUCUGAAGAACAAAAAUUGAGUGAGCAAUUGAAACAAGAAAGUCCUAAUCCAACAUCGGACUUCGCCCAGAUUCCUCCUGUCUGGGAAGGAAUACCUAAAAUCAAUGGACAGUCUAUCGACCUAUAUUUGCUAUAUCAUCUAGUACUAGACAGGCAGGGCUACAAAGCCGUUGUGUCAAAAAGGCUAUGGGGUGAAAUCGCACUAGAACUAAAAAUUAGUGAUCUUACCGGCGAAAAUCUUGCCUCACUUGAGCAAUUGUAUUGUAAGAUUUUAUACCCACUUGAGCAGAUUCAAACAUCGCAUUCAAAAACAGAGGAACCAGAAUCGAAUUUACUGGAUGACAACCUUACGCCCAGUUCCAAAAGACGGAAGCUUGAGGCGAAAGCUUCUAUACCAACCUCGUUUCAAGAAUACAAGCGCUCUGCUCGUGCCAAAGCAAGCAAGGGAAUUCUUUUGAAUUCUCCUCAUCUCUUUAAGUCGAAACGCCCGCUUCCUGUCAGCACGUCGCAGGCGCCAAAUGGAACUUCCAAGGGUACAGAUGAGACGACAUACACUACCACAUUGGAGGCUCAGCUUGAAAACUACUUAAAUUGGUUGGCUACUUACAUGGCAACAUUUGAUGAUGCCCUCUCAUCUGAGUCGCCGUCUGACGUCUUCUGUUCUUUACGAAAAAUCAUAGACCAAGACUCCAGAACUCGAAAUACCAUAUUGAGAUCUAUCGAACAUAUUGCAUCACUGUCCUCAGAAUCUCCAAAAAUUUCGACUUCUGAACUAGAAAGAUUUUUGUGGAGUAAUUUCGCUGAACUCUCGCAUCAUUCCGAUUUUGGAAACAAGGGCAGAAUGAUUCCUUUCUCACAAAAUUCAAUUGGUUCGUUACGUACCAAUGAUUCAUUUAUAACCUCAAAAUCAAAAGUUCACAAGCUCGGAAAUUCAAAUGGAUCGCAUGGGCCCACUCAAAGUCGUACGCUCGAACAUGACAUGGCACAGUCUUCAAUUCAUCCCUUCAAUCUUCACAACCUUCCUUUUCUACCAGAUUCUCUCCUAGCAGCGCUUUCCGAUACAGAUCUUGAUAGUGCUCACCUAACAAGCGUCUCAUUGGAUGUGGCCACCACUCUCAGCAUAGAGAAUUGGAAUUGUGCUGAUCAUUUUACUCAAGUUUGUCACUGGCAUGUUGCAGGCGCAUGGAAGCGGUGGUAUUUCAUUCCGGAGCUGGAAUUCGAGAAAAUGGAGGCACUUAUCCUAGGACCCUCAGGUGUGAAUGCUAGAACUGAUUCUACUGAGAUCUCUCAAGAGAACAUAAAUGAACUUGCGAAAGAUUCUCAAUCGAUAGUGCUUCAAGAAGAUAUAUUGACGAAUGUUCUCGGCAAUUGUCCUUAUGAAAUCCCUACAGUCAGAUUGCCCCUCGAGCAAGCAAAAUUUCAAGGUAUCAUUGACUCGAAAAUGCAAAAUAUUUCCCACGAACUCAACCAUAAUGUUUUGUUGACUCCGGAAGUUCUCCAAAAGCAUGGUAUUCGGUACACAACCACCAUCCAAAAACCAGGUGAGGUGAUUUACCAGUAUCCAAAGACUUUCUCAUGCUCCAUUUCCUAUGGUGUUAGCAUUGCAGAGAGAGUUGGUUUUGCCUCUAAACUCUGGCUCAAAUAUGGACUUGAGGCGCAAAAUUGGCUUGCCAAACAAUCCUUGCUUCCGAACUUCCUGGUGUUCAAGCAAUUUUUCAAUAUUGCGCAACAGCUAGAUUCUUCGCAUCAUUCCGCAUUGCAUUUAAGUCCUGCCGUCUAUUCUGAAGUUCUGCCAUUGUUUACUACCAUGGUGGACGAAGAGUUGGAACUACGUCAGUCUGUCAAGAAAAGAUUUAAAGCUAGAGAAAUUACUCUUGAAGACAAGGAAUCAGAUGUUCUCUCAGAUGUCGACUUUCAGCCCUUAUUCCCCACCAAAGUUUUAAUUAAAUCCUCCGCAAACACGAACAUUAUAAUGUCUCUUCAAAACCUUCAGCUGUAUCUAGAUCUGAAGGGUCUGGGUGAGAAGUUGCCUGAAAUUUUGUCUCAGCAAGAUGUCAAAGUCGAGCUUCAUCUCUUCUGCUCUGACGAAAAACUCAGAACUUUUAGACGAUUACUACAAGAAUACUCGAUAGAUUACAAGGCGUGGCAAAGGAAAUACAACGAGACGAUAACUUCCGAAGAAGAUAUGACCCUUCGUACAUAUAAGUCUCUUCUCGCGGAGGGACAAAAGAUUUCCGCCGCUAUCCUAGGCAUAAGCAAGACCUAUGUUAAGUUCACGUCAAACAAAUCUGCGAGUGAGACACUCUUGAAGAUAGAGGAGUUUCGGAAUCAGUUGUCAGAUCUACAAGACUUCAUAGACGAGUCGAAUGAGAUUGUUGAGCAAUGUCAAGCUAUUUUGGCUUUGAAGCACCAGCAGAGGAUAAGAAAUGGUGCAGCUGAACAACCCGCGCAAGAAAGUAAAGAUACGGGAGCAAGUUUGACUUUGCUUGUGGAGUUGUGCAACCGGAUACCUAAGCUCAAUUUUUUUGCGCCGGAGUUUGAGCAAGUGUUUGAGUACCGAAAUGAAAUAGAAUCUUUUGACAGGGCUUGCCGGCAACUUCUUGGACAAGAAAGUGUAAGUAUGGCAGACGUCAAAGAUAUGGUUAGUCUUGGGGCAUCUUUUGGCAUGAAAAUUCCCUCCUUGGAAUUUUUGAAUAGGGUCAAGGAUAGGCUCGAAUGGAUUCAAACCUAUGAGACAAUAAUUUCUGGUGGAGAUCCAUUUAUUGGCAAGAAAGAUAUUUUUCUGUUGCUCGAUCUUGAGAAGUUUCGUGACACCGGACUUGAAUGUUUGUCUUCAGCUGAUGUACAAAAGCUCAAAAACAUUGAUGAGUAUGUGGCCAAAGGACAUGCGCUUGAUAAAUCAGUGCAAGAAUUCAUCAAUCUGUUUUAUGUAAUCAACGAUGUCGACCUCCAAAAGCUUGAUGAAAUCAUGGCGGAUAUGGAAGAGCGCGUCAAGCUUUCCGGAAAAGAGCGGCUCUUUGUUCAUCUAGAAACAUAUCUGAAGCUUCUGGAUCUCAAGAGUCACGAGUCUAAGAUCCAGUUCCUUCAGUCUUUUAACUCGCAAAAGCACAAUCUCCAUGAUGUUAAGCAGAUGCUUUCCGAAUUAUUGUCCAUUGACCUUGGUGUCAGAACAAAUGUGAUCAGAGGUGCAAUAGCUGCCAGUGAGGACUGGGUCAAUCUGGCAGCCGCGUUCUUGCAGAUGAUUAAGGUUCGCAAACUUAAUUCAUCAACACCAUCCAAUUUGAAACAAGCGGCUCAACCAAAACUAGUGGCAAAGAUCCGCUCGCUCAUAGAAGAUUGCAGAAUUACAUUUACAGAUUUGAGCGUGGAUUCCGUUGAGAAAUCCUCUCCAUACGCAUUUUACAAGGGCUCUGAAAGCUCAUUAGAAGCCCCUUUUACCGUAAGGUACUGCUUGUGCAGAGAUUUUGAGGAGGGCGACAUGAUUGAAUGUGAUCGCUGUCAUGAAUGGUUUCAUUUCGGAUGCGUGAGUCAUUUGAGUCAAAUAAGUGAUAGUGAAGACGCCAAGUACACUUGUCCCGCCUGCAUCAUAUUGGAGAAUUACAAAUUGACUCAUUUGCCAUCUAUGUUCCCAGAUCGAAUUCCUGAGCUGCAAUUGUUGAGACUCAUAAUCGAUGGUGAGCGGUUGCACGUCACUCCAGUUGUAGAACUAGAGCUGCUCAAGGAACUCGCAGAACAAUUGUCAAUCUUCAAGUCAUGGGCUUUCGGCGCUACGCAGCAGAUGGUUGGAAUUGAUGCGGUAAUCGCAGACCAAUUGAUGUUAAGAAAAAUUGUAGGUGCUCCGGUAACAAUCGAGCCAUUGGUCGAGCAAUGUUUGCACAAGGUGGCUACAACUGUUGGGGCUGUACCCACACAUCAAGUCCCGACGUACAACGAACCUCGGGCUACCGGAAAUGAUCAAAUUGAUCCCGAAAUGUCGAGUCUUGGUGUCACUGCCGAAACACCUAUCAUUACAUCGCCUCCAAAGUUGCCUACACAAGCGCUUCCCGUCAGCGAACCCACCAGUGUUGUAGAUACCCAAGCGAAUGUUUCGAGUCCUCACCCGCCAGUUCCCAGAGAAAUUCCCGUUUCGCAGCCCUCUGAAGUGCGUACAGAAGAUAACAAAGCUACUGCUGUAGGGGUAGCCUCUACUCGUGAGCAUGAUGAAGAUAUAACUGUUUCUGAGGAAUCUACUAUGGAGACAACGCAUCACGAUCAAACCGAACAAGAAACACCAAUUCCGUCGACCACAAACCUACUUCCAGCUAGCUUGGAGAAUGUACAAGACUCUUCCAUAGAAGCGUCGGUUCCAGGGCAAGUUCCUGAAAAGAAGGAGCAUAUAGAUCCGGACCCUAUAAGAAUUAAAAGCGCUGAGAGCCGAGCACUAAGCGCCCAAGCGGAGCCAAUUGUUCCAAUCGAAGAAGGGCCUGUUGUUCUGUCGAAUCAACCAAUGCAAUCCAACACAUCUCAUGAGACGGGAGCAACCGAACUCAAAGAGCAUGAACAAGUACUGGGUUCGAGUAAACAAUUCAUAGAUAACAUUUCCGCUCCAGCUACUGAAGAACCAGGAUCUCAAGUGACACCUUCCACCACUGACAAAUAG
Australozyma saopauloensis is the source of this 5409-nucleotide messenger RNA. RefSeq lists its product as uncharacterized. Gene Ontology annotation, cellular component: nucleus; chromatin. Bases 1 to 5409 code for a protein of 1802 amino acids. The record is from RefSeq and is a predicted model, not a curated record. Gene Ontology annotation, biological process: regulation of DNA-templated transcription; chromatin remodeling. The transcript has a single exon. Gene Ontology annotation, molecular function: DNA binding; histone H3K4me/H3K4me2/H3K4me3 demethylase activity. Lineage: Eukaryota; Fungi; Ascomycota; Pichiomycetes; Serinales; Metschnikowiaceae.